GUGGGGUUUCCGCCUGAGGUUCGCUGAUGGACAGCAGCGGCGAGCAGCUGGCGGCGGCCGAGGACGAGGCGGCGGGCACGUCGGCCUCAGAGGGCCUGGAGGAGGGAGAGGUGGAGGGGGAGACGCUGCUGAUCGUGGAGUCGGAGGACCAGGGUUCUGUGGACCUAUCGCAUGACCAGAGCGGAGACUCCCUGACGAGCGACGUGGGCGAAGAGACGGACGGAGGAUGGGCCUGCGAGGACAUGUCCUUCUACUGUGACCGCUGUCACAAGUGGAUUCCAGCAGCUCAGCUCCGCGGUGAGCAGCCCAGUUACCUGAAAGGAGACAACUUCUUUAAAUUUCUGUGCUCCAGCUGCUCAGAGGACGGGAAGGAGAGCUUUGAGAGGAUGAGGCUCACCUGGCAGCAGGUGGUGAUGCUGGCCAUGUACAACCUGUCUCUGGAGGGGACGGGGCGGCAGGGAUACUUCAGGUGGAAGGAGGACAUCUGCUCCUUCAUCGGUCGACAUUGGAACUUCCUGCUGGGAAACAGGAAGAAGACGUCCACAUGGUGGAGCACGGUCGCCGGCUGCCUGUCGGUCGGAAGCCCCACCUUCUUCCGUUCCGGAGCGCAGGAGUUCGGAGAACCCGGCUGGUGGAAACUGGUCCAGAACCGGCCUCCCACGCUGAGACCGGAUGGAGACAAGACCAGCACGAAGAUCAGAGCAGCCUCCAGGCCGCCCAUGGAUCCCAUCAUCACGGUGGAAGGCCUGAGGAAGCGCGGAGCCAGGAACCCAGUGGAGAGCGCCAUGCAGCUGAAAGAGAAGCGCUCCCGCACACAGGAGGCCAAAGACAUACGGCGAGCUCAGAAGGAAGCAGCGGGCGGCUACACGGACCGCAGCGCCUCUUCCACACCCGUCAAGAUGGGAGUCUGUCGGGGCGGACGGCGCCCCGAUCUGGUCCUGGAGAGAGGCGAGGUCAUCGACUUCUCGUCGCUCAGCUCCUCGGACCGUACACCUCUCACCAGCCCCUCCCCUUCGCCGUCGCCUGACUUCUCUGGUCCGGGAACCCCUGCAUCCCACUCGGCCACGCCCAGCCUGCUGUCUGAGGCUGACCUCAUCCCAGACGCCAUGCCCCCUCAGGCGCUGUUCCACGAUGAUGAGGAGAUGGAGACGGAGGGGAUGAUUGACCCGGGAAUGGAGUACGUCCCUCCGCCAAACAUCAACGUCAGCCGGAAGAAGCUCCGCCCACCGCAGACUUUCAUCAAACGGGAAGCUGAUAGCGAGGAAGACGAAGGCCACGACCAAGAGGGCCGCUGUGAGGAGUCUGCAGACUGCGAGGCUCCGCCCUCUUCCUCCCGGGGAGGAGGAGGAGGCGGGGUAGUGGAGCGGCGAAGAACGACUGUUCCUGAGAAAUCUGAUGCUGUCGCCGCCCCAGAAGGUCCCCGCUUCUCCCCCCUGAGCUUAUAUGAGGAGCGGCUGCUGCUGCGGCGGAUGGAUGCCUGCCAGCUGGCACUGGCCGUCACGCCGCAGGCCAAACGACUCUACAGGAAGCUGCUCAUCCGCCACGCCAAACGGCAGAGAGGACUGCCUCUGUUUGACAUCGACCGGGCAGUCAGUGCUACCCUGAGCCUAGUGGGGGGGGUCUACGGCACUCAGGAGGUGGACUCACGAGUCGGGGUUGGAGUUAAAGGGACGUUCUGCACCAGCAGCCAGGAGGAGCGGAUUCUGGAUCGUUUCCAGACAAACGCGUCGAGUAGACGCGGCGUCCAGCAGCGCUCCGUGUCCUUUUGGCAUCGCCUGAUGGGAGCUGAGGGCAGUUUGGAGCAGAACAUCAAGAGUCCGUACACGGCCCGGAUCCUGAAACCGUUCAUCAGGAGGGAUUUCGAGUCCAAACCUCUAAAGCUCCGCCUCCUGGCUGAGAUUAGAGCAUAUCCUCACAGGAAGGAUCCAGACUGGAUCCCAGAACCCGACGCUCCCAUCGACUACUGCUACGUCCGUCCCAACCACAUCCCAUCCGUCAACGCCAUGUGCCAUGACAGCUUCUGGCCAGGUGUGGACCUGUCCGAGUGCCUCCAGUACCCAGACUUCAGCGUGGUGGUGCUCUACAAGAAGGUGGUGGUUGGCUUUGGGUUCAUGGUUCCAGACGUCAAAUACAACGAGGCGUACAUCUCUUUCCUGCUGGUCCAUCCUGAGUGGAGGAAAGCUGGGAUCGGGACCUUCAUGAUCUACCAUUUAAUCCAGACUUGCAUGGGGAAAGACGUGACGCUGCACGUGUCGGCCAGUAACCCCGCCAUGCUGCUCUACCAGAAGUUUGGCUUCAAAGCCGAGGAGUACAUCCUGGACUUCUAUGACAAAUAUUACCCCGUUGACAGCGGCGAGUGUCGGCACGCCUUCUUCCUGCGACUGAGGCGCUAAAAGGUGGCGCCGCGGUGCUGCGGGGAGCUCUGCUUUGACUUCUGUCCUGUUCAGAAUAAAACGCUGCUUUUCUCUGUGUUUCUGGUUCCAGUUGUUCCUCUUAAAGAUGGACUAACAUUUUCUUUAUUGGACAUUUUCAGUCAAACUUAGCUACAUUGGAUGAAUUUAGCUCCAAUAUUUUUUUUAAGGCUUUCAGUCCUCAGUUUCUUAAAUUACCUCAAAGCUGCACCAAAACCAAUUAAAUAAAUAAAUUCUUCCUUGAAAACAGCUUUGGUGAACCUACUUUUACAGACUGAACAUCUAAACUCCAGAGGAGACAUAUAGGAAGCUACUCAGCUGUUGCUAACAAAGACUUUAAUCCCUAAACAAGUUAAUUAAAAAGGUCACUUAAAAAAAAACAAUACACGCAGCUUUGUUUUCAUCUUUAGAGUUAUUUCUGUAUAUUUUCCUGUCAUAAACUUUAAAUCUGCAACUAGCUAAUAUAGAACUAGCUUGUAUUCUGAAGUUUGACCAGCAGAUGGCGCUAAUUCCCUUUCUAAAAUACACCAGUUUCUUCUUCUUCCGGUUCGGCAGCUUUGAUGUUGAAAGAGGUUUCAAAACGUAUUGCUCAGUGUUGUGCUGGGGUAUUAGUUCUUAAAAACAUUGUUUUGAAAUACUAAAAAUGGCAAAUGAAAAUAUAAUUUGUCUGAUUUUGUUGUUUUAUUUCUAUAAAUGUAACUGGUACGUGUAACAAAAG
Messenger RNA from Cyprinodon variegatus (sheepshead minnow), 3129 nucleotides. It is a transcript of the gene kat14, whose product is annotated as CSRP2 binding protein. The record is from RefSeq and is a predicted model, not a curated record. Lineage: Eukaryota; Metazoa; Chordata; Actinopteri; Cyprinodontiformes; Cyprinodontidae. Gene Ontology annotation, molecular function: acyltransferase activity, transferring groups other than amino-acyl groups. The transcript has 10 exons. The coding region runs from base 27 to 2393 and encodes 788 amino acids.